GUGCGGUUGCGUGAUCCUCCGCGAAUGCCACGCAGAGAGAACGGAAACCGGCGACCGGGGAGAGGCGGAGGCGAAUCGCGGAGCAUCUUGUCACUCCCAUGUCCUCCUCCAUGGCUUCGUCGCGGGUGAUGCUUUCCUCCUCCUCUCCAGCUUCCGAUCUGGCGCGGUUGCCUGACGCCGUAGCGGUCAAGGGCUUCGGAUCUAUGAGCGUGGAGGAACUUUUGCGUAAUGCGAGUGGCGGGGGCUUAGACGGCGCAGGAAAAAGCUUCCCGCUGCCGAAGAGCGUCGGCGGGAGGACGGUGGAGGAUAUGCGGUGGGAGAUCGCGCCCAAUCGGGGAGCGGACGGAUCCGGCGGGGAGAUGACGCUGGAGGACUUCCUGGCGAAGGCGAGCGUGGUUGGAAUGGAGGAUGUCGUAAUCCCCACCGGAUGGAGUCAGGUGGCCUUGGCAGCGAAUCAUGCGACAAGGGAAGGGUUUGGGGAACCGCGGAAUUUGCUCUUGGAGAACCCGGCCAUAGGGUUCGGGAAUGGAGAGGAAGGCGUUGUAAGGGCGGAGAGAGGGAGGAAGAGACCAUUGUCGGAUCCGGUUGAUAGAAUGGCUAUACAACGGGAGAAGAGGAUGAUCAAAAACAGGGAGUCUGCAGCAAGAUCGAGGGAGAGGAAACAGGCCUAUAUUAAUCAACUUGAAGCUUCAGUUGCAAAAUUAGAGGAGGACAAUGCACGGCUUUUGAGAUGCCUGGAGCAGCAGCAAAGGAUGAGGCUCAAGAAGUUGUGCAGUUUGCAAGUAGAAUAGAAAGAAGCAUACAGAUCCUCAAACUCCAAAGGCUUAUCUUAUGGAAAACGUACUACCAGUAACAGAGAAGCGAAGACCGAGCCCAUCGCUGCGAAGAACCAGCUCCAUGGAGUGUCUGAAAUUAAAGUUCGAGCUUUGAAAGUGUCAGGAGUCAUAACCUUUUAGUUACAGCCGUUACCAUUCUCAGAAUCGUCUCCAAAUAUAACCGAAGCAAAACUUGCAUAGUGUAUACAGGAUUGCACAAGGAUGCAAAGCAAGGUCUGGAUUGAUGAAAGGUGCGAUUUUUUUUAAUCUUUUAUUUAUUAAUAUAUUCAAAUAGUCAAAAUAGGAAGGAAAAAACAAAAAAAAAACACUUGCUCCGCAAGGCCAUUUGAAAAUUGCUAAUUAAUUUCUCUGUUUUUAUUUCUCUGGUAGUUAAGUUUUCAACUUUUA
This is a messenger RNA of Zingiber officinale, 1223 nucleotides long. Its product is annotated as bZIP transcription factor 12-like. The coding region runs from base 99 to 791 and encodes 230 amino acids. Gene Ontology annotation, biological process: positive regulation of DNA-templated transcription. Lineage: Eukaryota; Viridiplantae; Streptophyta; Magnoliopsida; Zingiberales; Zingiberaceae. The transcript has 5 exons. Gene Ontology annotation, molecular function: DNA-binding transcription factor activity. Gene Ontology annotation, cellular component: nucleus. The record is from RefSeq and is a predicted model, not a curated record.